AUGAAAUACCUUUUUUUUCUUUCUCCUCUUGUCUCUUCUCUUUCUGAGCAAGGCCGUUGUGGCCCUCGAAGCAUCCGCAGCCGCUCUACUUUUACCAAGCCUACCUGGUCGAAUUCAAGACAAGGGAUCGCAAACGGCGAAAAAUUGCAAAAACAUGCGCAAAGACUGAUGCUCCCUGCACAUACCCAGAAUUUGCAAAGAUUCAAAAGUAUCAGGACAAUCAUCAAGACUGCCGAUCCGACCGAUGUCAUAAGUACAUCUCGAAGUCUAAGGGAGAAGGGGUGUAAACCUAUAUAUGAUUUCUCGCAACUCCUCGAGGGCACAGCCAAACUAUCAGAAUUUGGGCCUAUCUUUGAAAAGAUCGAUGGGCUGAUCAGGGAUUGGCUAGGUUUUGACAAGGUCGCGGAGCACAGAAAGCCUAUGGCAGACGCGCUAGAUCUCAUCCAGAAACAUCGCAUCGCCGGCAACAUGAAAUUCUUUAUCGCGGAGCUCAAGAAAGAGUUAGGGAUCGAGAAGCUUGCACUUCAAAAUCCGAAGCCCAUGACCCCUGAUGGUUUGCCAUAUGACGCCUACGAUACAGAAAAGACAGUCGAUCAACUGAGAAAGUCGGCGGAAAACGAGGCCGAUCCAGAGAAGAAGGCAAAGAUCGAGGCGCAAGCCGACGGUCUCGCAGCCAAUAUACAGGAGCUUGUUAUAAAGAUGCGUUCGCCAGAUUAUAAAGAAAAGGUUAAGGAUGAUGUAAAACUUGCCAAGUUCAAGAGGCACCAGGCUGCGAUUUUCCGAGCGAAGAACACCUUGAAACUAUUGCAAAAAAUAGAAAAAGGUGGAAAAUGCUGA
Molecule: messenger RNA, 837 nt
Organism: Aspergillus fumigatus Af293
Lineage: Eukaryota; Fungi; Ascomycota; Eurotiomycetes; Eurotiales; Aspergillaceae
Exons: 2
Coding region: 1-837 (278 amino acids)
Source: RefSeq, a predicted model, not a curated record